Baudoinia panamericana UAMH 10762 is the source of this 1020-nucleotide messenger RNA. RefSeq lists its product as uncharacterized. Lineage: Eukaryota; Fungi; Ascomycota; Dothideomycetes; Mycosphaerellales; Teratosphaeriaceae. The record is from RefSeq and is a predicted model, not a curated record. The transcript has 2 exons. The coding region runs from base 1 to 1020 and encodes 339 amino acids.
AUGCCAACAUCUUUCGAAUGGCUCACCACUGCGCCGAUCAAGAUCCGGCCUUUCAAACCAAAAUAUCACCUUACGAUGGGCCUGGAGAAUAUGCCGCUGUCUGAGCUGAUACAGAUGGAUAAGACUUAUGCCGACCGCAUCCAGCUACGUCGGAACCUCAUCAGCGAGCAUCCCACAUCGACCCGACAGUGUAAUCCUUGCGCGGAAAAGGCCGUAGCUGAACUCUAUGAGUGGAUAAUCUCAACUUAUCUUCCCAAGCGAUUUCCAUCGACGUACAAACUCACUUCGGCAGAGACUGGGUCUGGCCUACGUAAUCUGGUUACAGACAAGCUGAUACCGCUUCAAGCACCUUCAUCAAUCGACGCCUUGGAGCUAUUAGGAGAGAACGUGGAUACCGAUUUCCUCGUUCUUCUGCCCUCUUCAAAGGCGGCAGAUGGAUCGCCGGUCUACCACUUGGAGGCAUUUGUGACAUGCUUCCCUUCGGGCUUCAGCACGCGUGAGAAGUGUGGCAAGCCUCUCGCAGCGAUACACAAUCCAGUCCCGGGAUACGCAAGCAAACUUGAGCGCUCUAUGGAUCGGUUCUUUGCCAGGCUUGAGGUAGGCAAAGCGGUGAAGCGGGUCAACUGGAGUAUCACGACGAACGAUCGGCUGUUCUCUGAAAGUGGCAACCAUAUGUACAGUGAUGAGGAACCACCCAAGCCAGCGGAGAAUGCGAAGACGCUGGACGCCAGCGGACCGAAUAUUGAAGACGAGAUUGCAAAGCAGAAGCUUGAAGUCGUUGUUGAAGACUGCAGGCUUCGGUGCGAGAGACAGACGCUGCAUCGCUUGCCGAACACGAAUGCACUGGUCUUCGCGUUCAAGACGUAUCUUUACAAGCUGUCCGAGGUCAAAGAUGAGGGCUUGGGUCCGGCUCUGGCGGAUGCUGUUGACGGCUUGGGUACUGGAAGCGUGCCAGAUAUGGCGUUCUACAAGCGAGGUGUAGUCUGGGGCGAGAAGGUUAAGGAGUACUUGCGGAGCUGA